Molecule: messenger RNA, 6891 nt
Organism: Echinococcus granulosus
Lineage: Eukaryota; Metazoa; Platyhelminthes; Cestoda; Cyclophyllidea; Taeniidae
Product: DIS3-like exonuclease 2
Exons: 36
Coding region: 1-6891 (2296 amino acids)
Biological process (GO): miRNA catabolic process; mRNA catabolic process
Cellular component (GO): exosome (RNase complex); P-body
Molecular function (GO): RNA binding; 3'-5'-RNA exonuclease activity
Source: RefSeq, a predicted model, not a curated record
AUGUGGUGCGAUUGCGCCUCGAACACUGAUAACCAUGACGCCUUCAUGGUUCCUCUAAAUUACGGAAGUAUAUCCGGACAUCUGUUGCGCGAGACUUUUUACGCUGGUUUUAUUAUUGAUGUUGACUUUAGUGGUUACAAAACUCCAAGCUGCGAAGAGAUAACUUGUUUUCUGCAGAUAAUGACCAAACCCGCGCAUACAAAUUCAAGUCAAAAUUCUGAUCACGACAGAUUUGGCAAUUGGCGGAAACGCAACUCUGAAUUACCUCGAAAUCAGAGCGGGAAGCAGAAGUACGACCCAUAUUGGGAUGAUGUAGCGGUUGCGGAUGGUAUUCAGUCGGGUCAAUUGAUAAUAGGGCAACUCCGAAUCAAUCCGAAAAACUAUGUUGAUGCCUACAUCAACCACCCGAAAGGCGAUGCUGAUGUCUUCAUACCUGGCACGAGAGCCCGCAAUCGCUCCUUAAACGGCGAUAUGGUGGUUUUGCGCCUGGAACCAGUUAAGAACUGGAGGAUCUUUGACCCAUUUCUCAGCACAAAGGCAUUAGAAUGGGCUUCUACCACUCAGGCAAACUUAGAUGCUGGCAAAGCGGCCUUCGUUACUGUCGGCGAGUUCCUUCGUCAGGACCCUGAAUGUUUUGCUGCGCUGUUUGCGAAUAUUCCCCAUGGGUUGAAAAAUCACCUUGAGAGUUGGACGGAUCCCACGAAUCUACCGGACGAGCCAUCGGCCAGUCUCUCCGAGGCCGCACGACUACCAUGGUGGCAGCUGAUUCAGCGUGUCGGCCGUGUGGUCGCUAUCCAUCGUCGUCUCAAUUGCCGCAUCUGUGUAGGCUACCUGCGACCUCUCCCAUCUUCCUCUUCUUCACGAAAGCAGAGGGAGACCAAGCGGGAAAGGGAGGAGGAAGUGAAUUCCUCAUCAAUGCCGGAUUGGCAACUAGCACUCCUCACCCCUACGGAUUCGAGAAUGUGCAGAAUUUUGAUUCCUAGAUCUUUCUGCCCCCCAGAUUUUGUUAGACAGCCAGAAACUUUUAAAAUGGUGCGAUUUGUGGCCCAAAUCACUGAUUGGCCGGAGGACAGUCUCUAUGCCAAGGGCCGACUGAUCCGUCGUUUUGAUGAGGAGACGAUGAGUUACAUCGAUGCUGAGACAGAUCGUAUUCUAGUGAACGCCGGCUUUGCCUUGGGCGUGGAGAUGGUUACCAGUUUUCCCGUAGCCGUGGAGACUUACGUGUCAGAGAAGGUACUGACUCUCUCCUCCCCUGCCGACUUGGCCGCAGAGUACGCGCGCCGACGCGACUUCCGCAGCCAGUGCGUUUUCACCAUCGAUCCGCGGACUGCCCGUGAUCUGGACGAUGCACUGCACGUGCGUCGCCUUCCGCCCUCUGAGGUGGCGACGCUGGAGGCGAAGGGGGUGCGUGGCGCCACCUUUGAGGUGGGCGUGCACAUCGCCGAUGUGAGCUUUUAUGUGCGUCCCGAGGACCCCGUGGAUGUGGAGGCGGCGUCACGGUCCACAUCCAUCUAUCUCGUUCAACUCUGUGUUCCGAUGCUUCCACGGAGGCUGUGUGAGGACCUCUGCAGUCUCCAUCCCGGAGAUGACAAAUUCACCUUCUCUGUUGUCUUUUUACUCACCGAAGACGCUCGAAUAUUGGCCAAGUGGUUUGGAAGGACGAUCAUUCACUCACGAGCUAAGCUUAGCUACGAGGAUGCACAGGCCUUUCUAGACGACCCCGACCGUGAUUGGCAGCCUUGUGAUCUUGCAAACCUCGAAGGCGGUGCAGAUGUCAAGGAGAUUUGUCGCAGUGUUCUUAUCCUCAACGAGUUGGCGCUGAAGAUGCGGACGCGUCGCUUCGAGGACGGAGCACUGCAGUUGAACCAGGUGAAGCCGACAUUCACACUGGCAGAAACAACAGGUCUACCAGUUGGCUUGGCACCCUUCAUAGUGCGGCCGGCGAACCGUCUAGUAGAGGAGUGGAUGCUGGCGGCCAACGAGGCGGUGGCCGAUCUUCUCGCAUCCCGUCUACCCCGCACAGCCUUCCUACGCCGUCAUCCCCCUCCCACUAUGAAGCAAAGCAAGGACGCGCGCUCCCUCUUACGCAUCAUUGGAGUGGAUGUCAAUGUUUCCUCUGCCGGUGCUAUUCAGAGUUCACUUAACCGCCUCUCUGGCUGUGUCAGCGGCACUAGUUGGCAGCAUUCGGACAAUCUGGCGGAGCUAUGCGCCUCCAUGAUGGGUUGUGCAGUGGAACCAAGCGACUCUACCGCCACUGCUGCUGUGAAGGCCGAGACAGCAGAGGAGGCGCGCCUGUUGGCAACGCUGAACAUCCUAACAAGGUGCAUGAACCUAGCUGAGUACUACUGUUUGGGCGCGGUCCCCGAUCAAUCCGCAAGCUCUGCCUCUUUCUACACCAGCCACUACGCCCUCAAUAUGACCCACUAUACGCACUUCACUUCGCCCAUCCGGCGCUACGCUGACCUCAUCGUCCACCGUCAACUCGCUCUCAUUCUUGCCGCAGCCUCAGAGAAGGCCAAUUCACCUGAAGUGGCAAAGGCCUACCGCGCUACAUGCACCUCAAAGGUGCUGGCUCGGCCGGACCAACUGGCCGCCAUCGCCGACCACUGCAACGCCCGCAAGCUGGACAGUCGCAAGGCCAGCGAAGAGUCUGUCGAGGUCUUUUUCACCGUCUUCGUCAAGGAAUGCGGCCCGCUGACGGAGGCCUGUUCAGUGGUGAGCGUGUUAAAAAAUGCCUUCGAUGUCCUGAUUCUCUCCACGGGUCUGAUGAAACGUGUUUAUCUCAACAGACUGGACCUAAGCUGUUACGAAUACGAGGAGGCAGCAACGGGUGACAAAGGGGUGGUAGGUGCCGGAGUCCUCCACCUGCAGUGGAACAUGCGGUCUUCAGAAAGCGUGGUAUCUCCCAAAUCAUCUGCCAUCGUCGCCAGUCCUCCUUCACCCCUGCUAUCCGACCCGGCAGUACUGAACGCGGUACCCGCACUCGCUGGAGGUGACGCCCGACCACCGCAUUCGUUACCUGCUCCCUGCGGCUGCUUUCGUCAGGAGUUACACCUCUUCGACCUUUGCAGAUGCCUCGUAGCGCUUGAUGAGGCCUCACCCCCCAACAUUGCAAAGACUAGUGAGGUGGAUGCCAUCAACAGCAGCGUCGGCGGUAGCAACGGUAAUCGGCUUCUCAAAUUGAAGACUGAGAGUAGGCUGAUUCUGAAUAUUGAUUCGGAACCCUGGGAUCUGGGUGGGCCGCCUCCGAUGCUUUAUCCAUCUUAUAAUUCUUACUGGAUGCGGGUUGAACCAGUGGUCCGCUUACGGUUCCUCACGCAUCAGCGAUGGCUCGUGAGUAUUGCUCGUUUCAAAUCCACGAGGUCAUUUCGGAGUUACGAUUCCUACUGGCCACGACCCUUCAUCAACCGUAUGCUCAAUACCGAUCUUCUUGUUGAGGGUCGACUGUGUUACACCUCGGAGAACUCAGCCUACGUGAUCAAUCCCUCUGAUGGGAAUCGAAUCCUCCUCUUUGCAAAGGCCUUAAACCGAGCCCUGCCCAACGAUAUUGUCGCUGUGAAGUUGAACAAACCCGAACAAUGGCGGGUUCGCGCCUUUCUAGAGGAUCCUGAGGAUCGCUGCAAUCGAAAUACAUCUUUAAUUGUUCCCGCCGAAGCAGAGGAAGAAUUCCUUGACGAGUCCGACGAUGACUUCGACCCCUCCUCCUCCACCCUUAAAGGCAAUCUCACUACAAAACCUCACUUCCAACUGACCAUGGAAAGUAAUCCUGGGCGGUGGAAUUCGGCCGCCGCUACCAACGGUGGCGGUGAAGGUCUCUACCCCACCGUCCGAGAGGUGUUACAGACCUCUCCCCUCCUCCUGCGUCGCCUCUUUCCGGGGACUUUAACUGCACUGGGACUACAGGAACAGAAGCCCCUGUCGCCACUUCCCAGUCGGUACCUGUUGCGCACCGGCCGAGUGGUGGGUGUGCUGGCCGAGGACUCUGCCAGUCGCCGUCUUGUUGGCAGUCUCGUCUUUGAGUCUGCUCUCCUCCUGCCCUCUGCAUUCGUGGAGGCUGAGGGCCUGGAUGAGUUUACUCGGCCUCACCGGGGCGUGAUUGAGGGACGCGAUGGUCUACCCGUGGCAGUACCUAGUGUCAACUGCUUCUUUGUGCCUGAGAGGAUCCAUGUCCCUAGAGUCAAGCUGGUCCCUUCAUCUGUUCCUGAAGAUCUUUGGGCGAAUCCUCACAAGGCAGAGGGUGUUCGGUACCUUUGCAAAAUUCAGGAUUGGCCAGCCACCUCGCCUUAUCCCAAGGGGAUCCUCUGUGGACAAAUUGGCGAUCCACGGGAGAUUGAACCAGCCACACAAGAAAUUCUCCUAUCGCACGGCAUUUGUGAGGAUGAGUUCACUGAAGACAUGUUGAGGGAUCUGCCAGCCUCUGAGGAGAAAUUUCAGAUCCCCAACUACGAGUACUUGCGCAGAAAGGACUUUCGCUCGCACUGCGUUGUCUCUGUAGAUCCCUCUACGGCCAAAGACCUCGACGAUGCUCUUCACGUUAAGAUGUUCACGAAGGACGUUUUUGAAGUUGGUGUACAUAUUGCCGAUGUGUCUUUCUUUGUGCGACCAAUGACACCCCUGGACCAAGAGGCAGCAAACCGAACAACUUCCAUCUAUCUUGUCCAGCGUGUUAUCCCGAUGCUGCCUGCUAUUCUUUCGGAGCGCCUUUGCAGUCUAAAUCCGGGCGUUGAUCGGUUGACCUUCUCCGUCGUCUUUAAGGUCGACAAAGAGGGAAAUGUGUUGGACGUGUGGUUCGGCCGCUCGGUGAUUCGGUCGUGUGCGCGCCUCUCUUACGAGGAUGCAACAACUCUGCUUGAGACUCCGCACGGAGAGUUGGACAAUCUUGCCUCUCGUAUCGCUGUCCAGAGACCUUUCUCACUCUCCAACAUCAAGCGCUCCAUCACCUAUCUCGACAUGUUAGCUCAAAAGAUGCGAAAAAGGCGGGUCGAAAAUGGGGCGCUGCUAUUGGACAAAGUUCAACUGCAAUUCGAUCUCAUCCCCAAGGAAGCGGAGAUCAAGCAAUUUCCAUCAUUCUCGACGAUUUAUCUCAUGGACGACCUGUCAUCUAAUCACCGAUAUUUUUCACCUGGUACAUGUUUUAACAACAUUAACGUUGCCAGCUCUGCGCACGGCACUUCUUCGAAGGAAGCGUUGGAAGCAGACUCUAAGAAGCUAGUGGAAGGUGGAGAACCUAUCGAACGACCCCAAGUCUGGCCGGCGGGCUGGCCGCGGGGUUACGCAAUAAAGCAGAGUGGUCGCGCUCACCACCUCAUAGAGGAGUGGAUGCUUGCGGCUAACCAGGCUGUGGCACGGCGCCUCUUCUACCACGUCAUCCAGCAGAAGCACCAGGAGAUCCUACUCAACGCUGAUGUCAACACUGUCACCACACCCACCAUGACCGCCGCGGUCGGGUCCAGCGCGGCACACCCCACUGGAGUGGAGAGAUCAAAGAGCUUACGAACCUCUUCCAUGGGUACGGUCCUUCGACGCCAUCCUGCUCCAAAGGUGUCCAAAAUGGAAGAAUUGGUCAAGAUCGUCAGCUCCGCGGGCAUUGCACUGGACACCACGUCAGGUGGAGCGAUACGUACUUCCCUGGACGCCUACAUCGCGAGGCUUCGAGAGCAGGGCACGCCAGAAUCUGAGGUGGAGAGCCUCUCCACGGCAUUGAGCUACCUCACCUAUAUGCGCAUGCAGAUGGCGCUGUACUUCAGCGUGGAGGACGUAGUAGACCGAGCCAUCAGGAAGGUGCGUAACGGUGAAGAUGCAGCAAUGUCAUCAUCGACCUUGGAUACAAUGGAGACGGCACCGUCCUCUUCCACAUCGCACGAGUCGUGGGAAUCUUCCCUACUUAAAUUCUCUCACCACUUUGGCCUCAAUGUGCCGCUGUACACACACUUCACCUCUCCUAUCCGCCGCUAUGCUGAUCUUCUCGUCCACCGCCAACUGGCUGACCUGCUGGGCUGUGGCCACUGGUCAUGCCCGAGGCCCUCCAUCUCCCCCGCUCCCUCUACAGGCAGCACUUCCACAGCCCCAUGCGCGCCGCGUCGACUGACUGUGCAGGCAGCAUGGUGCAAUCGCAUGCGACGCGAGACGCGCAGGGCUCAAGAGGAGAGCCAACAGCUCUUUCUCGCCGCCUGGAUCAAGUCGAGUGGUUCGGUGCAGGAGAAUGCGGUGGUGCUGGGUUUGGGCAGCAAUAAAGUCCAGCUUCUCAUUCCUUCCUGCGGUCUUGUACUCAAUCAUCAAUUACAGAAGUUUUGUCGUAAGGCCUCCAGUUGGCAGAUGGGUAGCAAUAGAGGUGCUAAUGGCGAUACGACUCAUGCCCCAUGUGUCAUCGUGGAGUGGAAUGAGGCGGAAGGGGAAGAGGGAGAGGCGAAUGAGAAAGUGACAGCUGCUGCCUCUACCACCACAAAACUCUCUAUCCUCUCCGUGUGCCCUGUUCGACUGACCUGCAGUUCGAUGGGCUUCUACGUGAAGGCUGAACUUUUGCCCUCUUCGAAUCCCUCACUGCGGGUGCCGUCCAAACUUGAGACGGAGGAGGUGUUAAUGGAUAACAUAUGUACAUCUUCUCGAAUCAACAACUUGAGAACAAGUUUCUUUAUGAACGCUGUAAAUAGUGAAGAGGCACGCCAUGUCGAGGCUUUGACCUGGUCCCUGUAUAGCGUCUUGCCUAUUCUGGGGAGACGGUUCAGGGUCCAUUCAAAACAAGUCGCAGUUCCUCCGAAAUGUCCGUUCGUGAAGCUUGUAAUACCGGAAAAUCCGGAAGGAGGUAACAGAAAGUUCACUAUGGUACUUUGUGGGAUGGGUGAGAUUGUGAUAGCGGUUUACACGAAUCCUGUUCUUGUCUGGCUUUCGUAA